Cynara cardunculus var. scolymus (artichoke) is the source of this 1537-nucleotide messenger RNA. RefSeq names its product thioredoxin reductase NTRB-like. Lineage: Eukaryota; Viridiplantae; Streptophyta; Magnoliopsida; Asterales; Asteraceae. Gene Ontology annotation, molecular function: thioredoxin-disulfide reductase (NADPH) activity. The coding region runs from base 126 to 1277 and encodes 383 amino acids. Gene Ontology annotation, biological process: removal of superoxide radicals. The record is from RefSeq and is a predicted model, not a curated record. Gene Ontology annotation, cellular component: cytoplasm. The transcript is spliced from 2 exons.
GUAAUGGCGAUCGGCGGCUUGAUUAUCUCGACGGCCGGCCAGUUUUUCCCGCCUAAAAUAUCUCGGAAAAAUAACGCGCCAUCCCGUUUUAACUUUGACGCAGAAAAGUCGAAUUCUAGAAUAAAAUGGAGUCCUGUUUCCCUAAACUCCUAAACCUUCUAUUUAAGGCUCGCAAUUUAAUCGGAGUUGCAACCAUCGGGUCUUCCUCCGCCGCUGCCACCGACGCUAUUAUAUCCUCUCCCAAGUUCUCAACUACCGCAGCCGCCGCCGCCGCUAUGGAUGAUCUCCAAACCCUGAAAACCCGCCUCUGCAUCAUUGGUAGCGGUCCUGCAGCGCAUACAGCCGCCAUCUAUGCUGCCCGUGCGGAACUGAAACCUCUCCUUUUCGAAGGAUGGAUGGCCAACGACAUUGCUGCUGGUGGCCAGCUUACUACCACCACCGAUGUGGAGAACUUUCCGGGUUUUCCUGAAGGUAUUCUAGGGUUUGAACUUAUGGAGCGAUGUAAGAAUCAGUCGCUUCGAUUUGGUACUCAGAUCUUUUCUGAAACUGUUACCAAAGUUGAUUUUUCAUCAACUCCUUUUAAAGUAUUUACCGAUUCAAAAUCUGUUAUUGCUGAUUCUGUUGUCGUUGCUACCGGCGCCGUGGCGAGGCGGUUACAUUUCCCCGGAUCUGAUGACGGAAAAUUAGGGUUUUGGAACAAGGGUAUUUCGGCUUGUGCUGUUUGUGACGGUGCUGCACCGAUUUUUAGAGGUAAGCCACUGGCAGUGAUUGGUGGGGGUGAUUCUGCCAUGGAAGAAGCCAAUUAUUUAACCAAGUAUGGAUCAAAGGUUUACAUCAUUCAUAGGAGAGGUGAGUUUAGGGCUUCAAAAAUCAUGCAACAGAGGGCUAUGGGUAACCCUAAAAUCGAGGUUGUAUGGAACUCAGCGGUGGUGGAGGCUUAUGGUGCAGAAGGAAAAUCUCUUCUUGGAGGAUUGAAAGUGAAGAAUGUUGUGAGUGGUGAGAUUUCGAAUUUAGAGGUAUCUGGUUUGUUUUUCGCAAUAGGUCAUGAGCCAGCUACCAAGUUCUUGGAUGGUCAGUUGGAACUCGAUUCCGAAGGAUACGUUGUGACUAAGCCUGGAACAACCCUCACAAGUGUAAAGGGUGUCUUUGCUGCUGGAGAUGUUCAGGAUAAGAAGUAUAGGCAAGCUAUUACUGCUGCAGGCUCUGGGUGCAUGGCAGCCCUGGAUGCAGAACAUUACCUACAGGAAAUUGGAUCGCAGGAAGGGAAGAGUGAUUGAUUAAUGCAAGAUUCUUGAUGCAUUUAUGAAGAAUUAUUUUCAUUCUUCAACAUCAAAAGGAUAAGUUCUGUUAUUGGUAUGCCUUCAGACUGUGUUCAUUUGCGUAUGAUGUGUGGCAUAUGACAUUAAAGUAAAUGCUAUUUGUUUCUUAAUUUGUUGGCUGGAAUUCCCAAUAAUCCAUCUGUUUAUCAAUAUUUGCUUGCUAUUACUCAAUUGUUCAGUGGAUCAUGAGAUGGUAAAAGGGAUCUUAAGUUUAUAUG